UUUUUUCAGCUAGAUCGUUUUCCGAGUGAUGUGUCAUCGUUCUUGCGCUUGUAAGUCAUCAAAAUGGCCAUCAAAUAACACCAAUUUUGUGCUAAAUGGUCCAGACUUUGAAUAUACUUUACUUUUACUUCUGAAACCAUUGAUCUGAAGACCACAUUAGUGGAGAAAUUAGUGGAAUUAAUCGUCGAUUUAGCCAUUUAAAAGUCGAAACAAGCAGCUGAAGCCAAGAUGAUGGACGACGGGCUUGAGACCGUGUAUGGCACGGGAGACGAGACGGGGCCCUCGGUCAUGUCGGAGAGGGUUCAGGGUAUUGCGGCCAGCAUUUAUCGCGAGUUCGAGCAGAUGAUCAAAACUUACGAUGAAGACGUCGUCAAAGAAUUGAUGCCGCUUGUUGUCAACGUUUUGGAAACACUCGAAAAUACCGUCACGGAAAAUCAAGAACAUGAGGUGGAAUUGGAAUUGAUUAAAGACGAUAAUGAGCAGCUUAUUACACAGUAUGAACGGGAAAAACAGCUACGAAAACAGUCGGAACAGAAAUUCUUGGAGUAUGAGGAUGUUAACGAUCAAGAAAAGCGCCUCCUACAGGCGCGAGUGGAGCAAAUGGAGAUGAGUGGUAAACAGACCGGCCUCAAGUUGAAGAACUACAGCGAUCAGAUUUCAAGACAUGAGUACAGAGAGAACGACAUGAAGCUGGAAUACACGGCUCUUCAGAAGAGACACAAUGAGGUUGUGCAGAAGUACAUGGAGUAUGCAGACCGGUUCAAGGUGAUGGGACAAGUGGAUCCUACCACACAACACAGGUUCAGGAUCAACAUUCAGAAGCACCAGCUGGUGGAUGGUUUUGAUGAUGACCAGCUCACGCCCACCAAGGAGAGGACGAUGUCAGGUGAUCUGUCAUCGCCGACCACCACCCCCACCAACGCUCUCAACAAGUACAACAAGCAGUCCAACGAGAAGAACCUGGAGAAGGAACUGACGGAGACGAUGACGUCGCCCAUGGCCGCGGGGAUGGGGUCGUCCACCACGGAAACGCAGGCUACAGUCUCAACCACAAAUGCAGAGACAGUGAUGACACCUCAGACAGACAACAGACAUGUGUUGAACCCUGCUCUGAGGGAUAUCAUUGACAGUACCCCAGAGCUCGAGGGAGUGAUCACCAGGCCGGCUAAUCUACCUGUCAAAAGCCAAGGGACAAGGUCUGCCACCAUCUUUGAUGAGUUGGACCCAUCAGUCAUCAGUGAGAUGGAUGAAGGUGCUAACAUCGUAGUGGAUCCAGGGGAAUUUUCUGUGAUGAGCCCUGAUAACUUCUAUGGUAUGGGCAAAGAAGUGGAGAACAUUCUCAUGGAGAACUCGGAGCUCAGACAAACAAAGAAUGCUUUGAACGUUGUGAAAGAUGAUCUGAUAGCUCAAGUGGAUGAGCUCACUUCAGAAACUGAGAUGCUAAAGCAGGAGAUUAUGGGGCUCAACAACGGCAAGUCUCGUCUCAAUACACGCAUUGCAGACCUGGAAGAGGAUCUCAAAAAGGCGAGAGAGGAGAAUGAGAAGAUUCGAGAGAUUGACGAUGAGGAGGAUGUGCCCAUGGCCCAGAGGAAACGCUUUACCCGUGUGGAGAUGGCUAGGGUCUUGAUGGAAAGGAACCAAUACAAGGAGAGACUGAUGGAGCUUCAGGAAGCUGUGAGGUGGACAGAGAUGAUUAGAGCCUCAAGGGAACAUCCAUCAUUUGAAGGCAAGAAAAACAAAUCAUCAAUCUGGAAAUUUUUCAGCAACCUCUUCACGAGUUCAUCCUCAAACUCUUCCGGCAUCGCUGCACCCCCUCCCAAGCGCAAUUACCCUGUGGCCGCCAAUGUACGUUACAACGCCCCCACAGGGUACGUUGCGCCCAACAACAAGCAGCGCACCCAGACGAUUGCGUCACUUGAUAACAAGACCAAAGCUUUUGAUUUCCUAGAAGAUGGUGAGGGGAGUCAGCGCAUGAAAGACAAGCGAGAGCAGUACAAGAAGGUCAAGGCACAUGUCAGGAAAGACGAUGGGCGUGUUCAAGCUUAUGGGUGGAGUCUACCAGCCAAACACCCCUCCCCCUCCAGAAGCCCUGCCUCCUCCAAUCAGUCUCAGGUAGAUGGUAGCAGUGUGGUGAGUGGUGGUGGAGCUGGGCGUGGCUUGAUGGGGGUACCCGUCCCUGUCUUCUGCCGACCAUUGCUGGAGAAGGAACCAGGUACAAAGAUCUGGUGUGCAGCUGGAGUUGACCUGAACGGAGGUCGAACCCGAGAUGGUGGAUCCAUCAUUGGAGCUAGCGUCUUCUAUUCCAGCCCUGAUCCCGAUGCAGAUGACUCCAGUAGCAGGAGCAGCAAAGAGGGAUCAGAGCUAGAUAAACUAGAUCAAGAUAUAACUAAACAACAGAAGGAGAUAGACAAGCAUAAGAAAUACAAGCUCUCAUCUUUAGCCUGGAUAUGCACCAGUAAUCAGAGUUCCACCAAAGUCACAGUCAUAGAUGCUAACCAACCACAAAGCAUCUUAGAUAUGUUCCCAGUCAGCACAGCCUAUAUUCUAUGUAUAGCAUCGGUAGCAGGAGCAAUGGAGUCUGACUACCCUACCGAUGAGGAUCUCCCAUCUGAGACUAACGAUGAUGCUGCAUCAGCAUCAAGUGGUGGUAGUGAUAGCGGGUUUGGUAAUGUUAACUUGGUGACGGCCAGUACACCAGCCACGCCUAGUGAUGCUUCACCGACCUCAGAACCAGAAGGUGUGGUAGGCGUGGGUGACAGUGAAGGAAGCUUCAAGGCGGAGGUGAGUGAAGCCAACGUGAGCAGAAACAUCUCGUCCGUUACUGACGCAGAGAAGGCUCUACGGGAAGCAGUGUCAGCUGAACCUCUGGCAGACACAGUGGGGAUGGAAGGCAUUGUCAAGGAUAACAUCCUCAAGACAGACUCGGCCGCUAGUAGCGAUACAGAGGGGUCAGCCACAGACCCUCUUGGUGCCACCACCGAACCCAUUCCAACCGAGACCAUCGUCUCACGGCAACGCCGGGGUACGUCCAGUGAUCUACUGAAGGAUGGUCUAUCGGACUCACCAACGGUCAGCGACGCCAUGCAUGAGGUCGCUGAGAAAAUGUCCAGUAUUAAACCUACUAUGUGGUUGGGUGCUCAAAAUGGAAAUCUCUAUGUACAUUCUGCUGUGUCACAAUGGAGGAAGUGUCUCCAUGCAAUCAAGCUCAAGGAUUCCAUCUUUGCUAUAGUACAUAUUAAAGGAAGAGUGCUGGCAGCAUUAGCAGAUGGAACAGUAGCAGUCUUCCACAGAUCAGAAGAUGGACAGUGGGACCUGAACAAUUAUCAUGUGCUAGACCUUGGUAGACCUCAGAACUCAAUCCGUUGCAUGGUGGUGGUCCUGGAUAAGGUCUGGUGUGGUAUUAGGAACAAGAUCCACGUCAUUCAUCCUCAGACACUCAAAGUAGAGAAAUCGUUUGAUGCCCAUCCACGCAAGGAGAGUCAGGUGCGCCUUCUCUCAUGGCAGGGUGAUGGAGUAUGGGUCUCUAUCCGUCUAGACAGUACCCUACGUCUCUACCACGCCCAUACCCAUCAACACCUCCAAGACGUGGAUGUAGAUCCGUAUGUCAGUAAGAUGCUCGGUACUGGAAAGCUUGGUUUCUCGUUUGUGCGUAUCACCUCUGUGAUGAUCUCCUGUAACAGACUGUGGGUUGGUACGGGCAACGGUGUCAUCAUCUCAAUACCUCUAUCAGAGAGCAAGAAGCCCAAAUCGACCGGAGGCACCCGUCCCGGGGGCGUGAUCCGCGUCUACACCGACUCCAAGACAGACAGCGUACGGGCGGGUAGCACCAUUCCAUACUGUAGUAUCACCCAGGCUCAGCUGUCCUUCCAUGGUCAUCGAGACGCUGUCAAGUUCUUUGUAUCUGUACCAGGUAACGACUGUUCACCCAGUGGCAUAGCUACAGCUAGCGUUGGAAGCGCCCCCUCCCCAACCAAGACCGAUCAACCCCCUCCUGAUAACCUUACUACAAAGAACAUGCUUGUACUCAGUGGAGGAGAGGGCUAUAUCGACUUCAGAAUUGGUGAUGGUGAAGAUGAAGAUGAGGGAUCGGGUAACUAUGGCGACGUCCUCACAAACUCGUCCCGGUCAGCUCGCAGUGAGAGGAGUCAUCUCAUCGUCUGGCAGAUAGCCGGACAGACAGACUAGCCCCAUCACAUGUCCAGACAUUGCCAGUGUGUACUUCUUCCUCUUGUGAUGUCAUUGUGCAUCUCUCCUGUGUCCUGUUUGUCUCCCUCUAUGGCAGAUCUUAUAUAUCUCUGCUGACAAACACCAUAAGUUUCUCCUGAAAGUCAUUCAAGUAUUGUUGUCCCCUGUAAAGUGUGUAGCUUACAGUCCACUUUGGGACACUGAAUACAUGUAUAAAGGGGUUUCUGCACAUAAUUUCAGCUACAGUAGUAUGCUCUAUGCAUUAAUACCACGGUCGUUGUGCUGCUCUAUGUCAAAUUGAUAAAGAUUAGAUUUGUUCUAUUUAUGCUUGUUUGACCUCUAGAAAUACAUUCUUUUAAUAGUCUGUGCUGGCCAGCAGUAAAGCAUUAUUCCAUAAUUGCUAAAUCUUACAUAUUUAACAACUUUUAAAAUGAAUGAUGUAAUAAAAAAUCUAGAAAGUAAAUUAUGAAACUUAUGAAGUAUUAAAUUAUCAAAGGGAUUGGCAAGUCACAGGGUUUUUAUAACUGAGAAUAUAUUUAUAUUUUAUGAUUCACAAUUUGAUUUUGACAAUAAUUACAAUGAUACUAAUCAAAAGUAAAUUUUUAAAGUACCAUCCAAUAUGUUGAUGCGCUUAUUUGAAUGGAAUUGAUUGCACUUCACUUUUUAUCCAAGUUGCCAAUUCACCAUGCUCUAAACUUUGCAAUGGAUUUGUUUAUGCCCCUACUGCUGUUUGCUGAAAUAGUUCUUUAAAACAUGAGCCUGCCAAUAGGCAUCGUGUCUAGAUUGUCUAGAAU
Molecule: messenger RNA, 4979 nt
Organism: Strongylocentrotus purpuratus (purple sea urchin)
Lineage: Eukaryota; Metazoa; Echinodermata; Echinoidea; Camarodonta; Strongylocentrotidae
Product: C-Jun-amino-terminal kinase-interacting protein 4
Exons: 28
Coding region: 229-4185 (1318 amino acids)
Biological process (GO): vesicle-mediated transport
Cellular component (GO): cytoplasm
Molecular function (GO): JUN kinase binding; MAP kinase scaffold activity; signaling receptor complex adaptor activity
Source: RefSeq, a predicted model, not a curated record